This is a messenger RNA of Plasmodium adleri (nom. inval.), 2553 nucleotides long. The record is from the annotation of a RefSeq genome assembly. NCBI's taxonomy places the organism in Eukaryota, Apicomplexa, Aconoidasida, Haemosporida, Plasmodiidae.
AAUACGUACCUGUGGAAUAGUAUAUGCUCAUAUGAUAUACAAUUUAAUCAUAUAUAUGGAAGAAAAUUAUAUUCUUCUGAGAGUUUAAAUAGAGAAAAGACAAAUACAAAAACAACAAUUAUAAGUAAAGUAAAUUUAUUUCCCAAUGAAAUUAUAUUAUCAAAUUUAAAAAAUGAAAAUGAUAAUCUUGAAGAAUCGUUUUUAGAAUUUAAUGAAGAAUUAAUUGAAAAUUUGCAAAAAUAUAAAUUAUGGAAUAAUUAUAUUGCAAUACCGUAUGUUAAAAAAUAUUCCCCAAUUAAAUAUAAUGAUGUAGAUAACAAACUAAAUGAAAAUAUUGAUAACGUAGGAAGAAAUGGAGAAGAUAUUAUAAAAGAAAUGAAUAAUUUGUGGUUAAAAGUAAUGAAUAGUGAAAAAUAUAAAUAUAUAUUUUUGAAUCAUCCUUUACAAAAAUAUUAUUAUAAUAUAAAAGUAAAAUAUAAAAUAUCAAAUGAUUAUCAUAAAGAGAAAUGGAAAGAAUAUUAUGAAAUUAGAAAAAUAAGUGAAGAAGACAUUGAAACAAGAUUAAAUAAAAUCUUUAAAGAUUGGUUUAAGCAAAAAAUGAUAAAUUUAGAAGAUUAUAGAAGAGUAAUCGUUACUUGUAGAAUUGCUUGGAAGGAAUUAUCUAAUUAUGUGCAAAAUGCAUGUACAAAAGUUAUGUCUAUAUAUUUUAAUUUUAUUAAAAAAAAUAAUAGAAAAAUUUAUAUAGACAUAAACCAGUUUAAUAAUAAUAAUAAUAAUACAAAUAGAAAAAAAUAUAAUAGACAAUUAUGUGAAGGUAUGAAUUCUGGAAAAAUAAAUUUCAGUGAAUGCCUAAUAAGUGCGCCAUAUAUUGAUGGAGAUAAUUCGAAUUCCUUAUUAAAUGAAGAAGAUAUUUCUUGUAUUGAAUUAGGAAAAGGAAGUGGUAAAAUGGAAAAUGAAGAAUUAAAUAUGAACGAUCCAUAUAAGGAUAUAGAAUGUUCAAGUGGAAAUAUAGAAGAAGAAAAAAAAAAAAUUAAAAAAUGUGAUAUUAAAAAUGAUUAUGAAAAUGAUAGUACAUGUAAUAAUGAAAAUCAUAGGGAGAGUAAUAAUUCGAGUGAUGAUACAGAUAAUGAUAUAAAUGAUAGUGUUAAUAUAUUUCAUCAGUCAAAAAAAUAUAGUAGAAUACCAAAGUAUGAUACAUCUAAUCUAAAAGGUUAUUCUGAAAAUCGUUAUUAUCUUGAUCUAGAAGCAGAAUGGUUGUUCAAUAAUCUUUUAGAAAUAAAAAGGUUGGAUACUAAUAUGAAAAAUAAAAAAAGAAGAAGAAAUAAAGAAAAUAGGAAUUAUCCUUUACAAUCUGAUUUUUCAGAAAAUAUGUUUAUUGAUAAGACAUAUUAUGAUAUCUUAAAUGUGAAUCCAGAUGCAGAAUUUAUGGAAAUUAAAAAUAGUUAUUAUAAAUUAGCAUUAAAAUAUCAUCCAGAUAAAAAUGAAGGGGAUGAUGAAGCAAAAUUAAAAUUUCAAAAAAUAAAUGAAGCAUAUCAAGUAUUAACUGAUGAAGAAAGAAGAGAAGAAUAUAAUAAUUUUGGGAAAAAUGCAAUUGAAAAAAUGUUUCUUAUAGAUGGAUCAGUUUUUUUCACUUUACUAUUUAGCUCAGAGAAAUUAUGUGAUUAUAUAGGAACAUUACAGAUAUCUUCCUUUGUUAAAUUACUUCAUGAAAAAGGUAUGAAUACGAAUGAUUUAUUAUAUAAUAUGAGAAAAAUUCAAAAUAAAUUAUCAAGAGAACAAGAUAUAAGAGAAACCGAACUAGCUCUUUUAUUACGAGAUUUAUUACAGCCAUACGUAGAUGGUGAUCCGAAUUGGGAAAACCAAAUGGAAGAAGAAAUUAGUUCUUUAAUAUAUUCUAAUUAUUCAUCUUCUAUUUUAGAAUCUAUAGGAUGGACUUAUAAAAAUGUUGCCAAAACGUUUAUAAAAGAAAAUAAAUCAUUUUGUGGAUUAGGCGCUGAAAUUACAAAAAUGAAAGCUGGAUUUCGACAUAUUAAUAAUUGUAGUAAAGCCACUAGAUCAUCUAUAAGAUUAAAAAGUAAAAUAUUUAAUAGCAUACAAGAUAAUAAAAUGCUAAUGGAAAAUAUGUCCUUAAUGAAUAAUAAUAAUAAUAAUAUUACUGAUGGUAAUAAUGGAACCAUUGAUAAUGAUUCUAUAAAUGAUGAAGGUAAAUGUAGUAGUAAAAAUAAUGUUGUAAAGUACGAUAAUAAUGCUACACAAAUUAUAAAAAAGAAAAAUAAAAUAUUAGCAGAUAUUUUAGAUGAUAUAUUUACCAUAGUUUUGUGUGAUAUUGAAUUAACAGUUAGAUAUGCUGCUGAUAGGGUUUUAAGAGAUGAAGGUUGCAAUAAAGAAAUACGUUUAAAAAGAGCACAAGGUAUAAAAAUAGUUGGGAAAUUAAUGAAUAAAUGGGCAAAAAUUAAGAAACAACAGAUGAAAGACAAUAAAAUUGAUAUUAUUGAUACAAUAGAAAGUGCAUUAGAUGUAUCAAAAAUAAGGAGUGAGAACAAAAAGGAUUAG